AACACGCCAGCAGCUUCUAGCUAUCCUGAUCCUAACCCCAAGACAAACACAAGUAUCCUCACCAUGACCUUUACAUUGCUUUUGAGUAAUACAAAGCAACUAUGGUCGCAUAAAAGAACACGUUUAGAGAAUUUAACCUUUGACAUUGAUGACGUGUAGCACGUUUCUCAAGGUUGACAUAAGUGAUUUGUCGCGUUACACUCACAUAUUUUGGUGGUAGCUCAUAAACUGUUAUUUAUAGCUACGACUGACGGCAUAUUUUCUAAACUAGCGUUUGGCUAGACUCAAUAAGGGCAGAGCCGUAGAACAAAAAUUGUUUAGAAUCGUAGGCCGAUAGUACAAAGGAAUUGAGCCAUGGGUCGUCUACACGAGAAUGUCGAGGAACAAAGACAGAAAAUGAGACCCAAAAGAAAAUGUUCUGAAAAAGGAAAAAUUCUACCAUGCACGGAAGAUGUCACACAUUCUCGUUCCGAAAAGACGUCAGAGAUGAUGUCACAACAGGAAGUCGAUACCGUGACUAAAAGGAAGAUAAAAGCGAAGGAACUGAAGGACUCUAUUGAACUCCAUUCCGCAUCUUUGAGACUUAAACAAAUUUGCUUCAACUACGCAUCCUCGAUGAAUGAAUCGACUCCAAAAUCCCAAGAAAGGAAGACGAAAGACCAAGAAAAGAUGGAAGAGAAUCAAGAAUUCACUUUUGACUUUAGUAACAGGCUCAUUGCGCUUGCGCGAGAAAAACAGGCCGAAAAUAGAAAAAGAAGGCGUUCAGAGUCAAAGACAUCUUACCGAAAGAGAAAAGUCAGUGGAAACGGAGGUAGUCAUGACAACAGUGGUUUGAAAAGAAAACGCCAAAGGCUGAGCCAAUCACAGUCAAGUUGGGAAGAUUUCGAUACUACUUUUGAAAAAAUGUUAAAUUGCGAAAACGAGCUGAUGAAUGAGACGCAAAUGAAGUUUCAAAGUGCGAAGAGGUGGAGCACAGUUUCAAACUUGGCGCCAAUGGAUUUCGAAUUCAGUCGAAGGCUCGCGGAACUGUCGAGAAAGAAUCAGAGGUAUCAGCACGAAGAGCAUGCGCACUGCUGUCGAUGCGUGCAAAGUUUUGAGUGUUUUUGGCCGAGAUCAAACUUACAAACCAUAAGAAGACAAGGAUAUUGUUGAUUAAAGUGCAAAUGAACCCUUUGACAAUACAUUCAGUACUGGUUCUGCAUAAAGUAAAUAGUUGAUUGGUAAAAUAUUUCUUGAUUUGAGUGAUGCGUCUCUA
Actinia tenebrosa (Australian red waratah sea anemone) is the source of this 1255-nucleotide messenger RNA. RefSeq lists its product as uncharacterized. The record is from RefSeq and is a predicted model, not a curated record. NCBI's taxonomy places the organism in Eukaryota, Metazoa, Cnidaria, Anthozoa, Actiniaria, Actiniidae.